UGGAUUAUUUGUUGUUGUUUGAAUGAAAUCUACAAAAAAUAUAAUUUAUUCUUCGUUACAAUAAUUUCCUAAUGAAGAAUGAGUUGUACAAAAAUAAGGAAAGUUCAAGGGAAUGAUUGUUUCCAGCGUAUUAACUUUUUAUAUCAAAUCAGUAAACAAACAGCUGAAGUUAAUCCAGCGCUUUCAUCUUACUACGGAAACCUUAUUGUAAAUCUUGCUAAGAAGAAUGUAUUGAAAAUACAUCCAGAUAUUAAACGACAGAUUUGUAAAAAAUGCAAGUGUGCGCUAAACAAUAAAUCAAGCAAAGUGAAAUUAAACACAAAAAAUAAAUCAAAGUUUAUCCAGAAGAUAUGUAAUACUUGCGGAACAAGGAAGAAUUAUCCAGCAGAUAAAAAUAAAGAUCAUAGAGUAUGGUUAGAAAAGCCAGACGGUGUUGUAGAAGUUAUUAAAACAGUAUAGUAAAUAAUAAAUA
This is a messenger RNA of Colias croceus (clouded yellow), 472 nucleotides long. It is a transcript of the gene Rpp21, whose product is annotated as ribonuclease P protein subunit rpr2. The coding region runs from base 79 to 459 and encodes 126 amino acids. Gene Ontology annotation, biological process: tRNA processing. The transcript is spliced from 3 exons. Gene Ontology annotation, cellular component: nucleolar ribonuclease P complex. The record is from RefSeq and is a predicted model, not a curated record. Lineage: Eukaryota; Metazoa; Arthropoda; Insecta; Lepidoptera; Pieridae.